Messenger RNA from Pygocentrus nattereri (red-bellied piranha), 3757 nucleotides. RefSeq names its product X-prolyl aminopeptidase (aminopeptidase P) 2, membrane-bound (gene xpnpep2). Gene Ontology annotation, molecular function: metalloaminopeptidase activity. The record is from RefSeq and is a predicted model, not a curated record. The transcript is spliced from 21 exons. NCBI's taxonomy places the organism in Eukaryota, Metazoa, Chordata, Actinopteri, Characiformes, Serrasalmidae. The coding region runs from base 71 to 2092 and encodes 673 amino acids.
CUCACAGUCACACACACACCUGCCCCGCUGCCUCUCUGUGUGUAGAUUUGCUUGGAGCAGAUGGUCCAAAAUGACCUUCUCUGGGUGGAUUCUGGCUCUCUGUCUUGUGGCUCUUGAAGGCGAAAGGCAUGCAGCACAUGCCGAGGAAGGAGCAAGCAGUGAAAGGAACUGCUCUUCAGUGCCUCCGUAUCUCCCUCCAACAGCUGUUAACACAACUUUGAGAUUACUUCAGCUGAGAGCAGCCAUGAAACCCCACAAUAUCUCUGCCUACAUCAUACCUGGAACAGAUGCACACCUGAGUGAAUACAUUGCCCCUUAUGAUGCCAGGUUGGCCUGGAUGUCUGGCUUCUCUGGCUCUGCAGGUACGGCAGUUGUGACCCAGGAUAAAGCAGUCUUAUGGACUGACAGUCGCUACUGGGUUCAAGCAGAGCGCCAGAUGGACUGCAAUUGGGAACUGGAACGAGAUGUCUCUGUCUCCAGCAUCACCAACUGGCUUAUCAAAGAAACAAAGGAGGGAGACGAGGUGGGCUUUGAUCCAUUCCUCUUCUCAGUAGACACAUUUGCUGCCUACAAAACCAAGCUGGCUCCAGCUAAACGGGUCCUUACAUCUAUCCCUGAUAACCUGGUGGAUGAAAUAUGGUCCGAGCGACCGCCUCUCCCUCCUGAUAGCCUCACUCGCUUACCAGACGAAUUCAUCGAAAGGACCUGGCAAAAUAAGGUGGACCAGAUACGAGGCCAGAUGAUGGACAACCCUUACAAGCCCACUGCUCUCCUGCUGUCAGCUUUGGAUGAAACAGCAUGGCUCUUUAACCUGCGUGGUAAUGACAUCCCCUUCAACCCAUUCUUUUACUCCUACACUCUGCUGACAUUUGAUAAGAUAUGGCUCUUUGUGCACACUGAGAGAGUGACGGAAGAGCUGAAGGUGUACCUGAACUCUUCCUGCGACACUUUACACUGUGUGCAGCUGCUUAAUUAUGACUCUGUUCGCGAACAUCUGAUGAAGUACCUGGAGGAGCCUGGUGUAAGGGUGUGGGUGGGCACAGAGUACACUAACCAAGCCCUGUAUGAGCUCAUCACUCCAGAGGGGAAACUCCUGCAAAGCACUUACUCUCCAGUGCUGACCACUAAAGCUGUUAAGGUCGAUACAGAGCAGAGGAUCCUUAGAGAAGCUCACAUAAGGGAUGCAGUAGCGGUCAUGCAGCUCCUACUUCACCUGGAAAGAGCUGUGCCUGAGGGCAUGGAGACAGAGCUCACUGCGGCAGAAUUUGUCAAUGAGUGUCGCAGCAAACAAAAAUACAGCAGGGGUCCGAGCUUUGAGACCAUUUCUGCAAGUGGACCUAAUGCUGCUCUUGCUCAUUACAGCCCAUCUAAAGAAACUGCCAGACAGCUGAGAGUGGAUGAGAUGUAUCUUGUUGACUCAGGAGGACAGUACCUUGAUGGUACAACCGACAUUACCCGCACUGUGCACUGGGGUAAACCCACUGCCCUUCAGAAGGAUGCCUUCACAAGGGUGCUGAAGGGAAACAUUGAAAUUUCAAGGACCAUCUUUCCAGCAGGGACCAAAGGUGUCAACAUCGAGAUGCUUGGCCGCAGAGCACUGUGGGAAGUUGGCCUGAAUUACGGUCAUGGUACAGGUCAUGGUGUGGGAAACUACUUUGGUGUUCACGAAUGGCCUGUUGGCUUUCAGUCCAAUAAUAUUCCAUUUCAAGAAGGCAUGUUCACAUCCAUUGAACCUGGUUACUAUAAGGAGAAUGAUUUUGGAAUAAGAAUUGAGGAUAUUGCUCUCGCUAGGUCAAUUAAAACAGAACAUGGUAAUAAUUACCUGACGUUUGAAACUGUGUCACUGGUCCCGUAUGACAGAAAGCUGAUUAACACUACAAUUCUCAGCCUUGAACAGCUUGUGUGGCUAGACUCAUACUACCGUGUCAUCCGGGAGAAAGUGGGUCCAGAACUGAAGAGUCAGGGCCUGACGGAGGUGUAUGAUUGGAUGAUAGAGAAUACACAGCCCUUCUUAACAGAUGGAGCAUCCGCUGUCGUCGCCUCCAUGUCGCCGCUGCUUCUGCUUCUGCUUUUGCCCUUGGCCCUACUGUAAAACCUUCCGAGAGCAGAACUUCUGCACCUACACCAAAGCACUCCUCAAAGCCUGUCCAAAAAACAACCACCACCACUCCAGGCCUGCUGUGGAAGGUAUACAGCUUGAGUGGUGAACAAGCUAUCUGAAGCAGUAAGCAAACAUCUUAAUUGAAACAAUGAGCAAACAGCUUGAUGGAAAAAAUAAAGAGGUCUGUGGCUCUCCUAAACUCCAAACCAUGUUGAGCAUCAAUAUCAUAAUCAGUUCAUUCUCCCAAACACAGAUUAUGAGUUACAAACAAUAUACAAAUGCAUUCUUAAAAAUAAGCCACCAAAAGGGUUCUUUAGAAUAAUAAAAGAUCCGUCUUGUGUUCCCUAAAGAAACUUUCAGUGGGUGAAAUACUGUGUUUUUCUGACUUUAAGCUGUCGCAUUUAGAGGUAUUUCUCUGUAUUUAGUGAAAUAACAGAAAACCUGUUGACUCAGAAUACACUGAUAAUAGAAUUGACAGAUGCUGAAGAAAGUACCUGAUAGCUUCCAUUAUAAGUGUGUUUUGAAUCACCAGAUUUUCUGUUCAUAAUUAUUUUCUGUGGACCCCAAGAGCUGUGGCAAUACUAAAAAUGUUUACUGACCUUUACUAAACCCUAACCAGAGAUGACAUUAGAUUUUUAUUAAUGUUAUAAAUAAAUACAUGUAUACAAAAUUGUGGGCACCCAUGGUCAAGUUAGAUGUUUUGGUGUUCAUCUAGGUAAAAUAAGUGAACUCAUCCUCUACAGAGAACACAAUUCUGCACAUUUAAAACCACAAUUACAGGCUUAUUUGCUAAAUAUGACAUAUUAGGCAAAAAAACCAAAAUGUGGCCUGUGAAAAUGUUAUGACACAUUUACAUUCUAUGUUUUAUUUUUUUAAUAUGUUAAACGUCUCAAAAAGACAAAAAAUAGAGAAACGAAAAAUAGAAAUAGAGCACCAGAAAUAGAAGGUUCCCUGUAGAGAAUGUGGCUUAGAAAAUCAACACAUUUUAAUGUUUUGCAUCCAGAAUGUUUGCAUAUGACUGUAAAUAUACAUGUUUAAGUCAAAGAAAAUUCUGCACUUUUCAAAAUGUUAGCAAAUGUGUGACAUUGAUGUUAAAGGAUUUGUACAAAAAGGUCCAAUUUCUGCAUUUUUAUGACUCAUGUUCAAUUGACCUUCAGGCUUUGAUCUACUUAUUAAGUGCUUUUUCAUAAACCUGUGGAGUUGCUUGAGUGCAAGCUCUCAUUUUACGUCUGUACAAUAAGAAAUUGCAACUGAAAGCUUUUGGGGAUAUUUUGCAUAUUUGUGCAAUGGAUCUACCCUGACAGUUCACACGAAAAUCAAUUUUAGAUCAUGAGCACACAAAUUAGUGCAGUCUAUUCCUCCCAAGUGAAAUACUUCUUCAUCUUUUCCAGUGCAGCUGCCAGGCCUAUUUUUAACCCCGUGACACAUGCAAAAGAAAUCUUUUUUCAGAGCCACAGGCUUUUUUCAGUGCCUGUGCCAUGUAUCUGUGUGGUGAAUGUGUUUGUAUUUUCAAAAUGUGUACAAAGUCAGAUCCCCUGACAAUCACUGCUGAUUGAUAAUUUAUUCAAAUGAGAUUGUAUCUUCAUCUUGGUGUUAUAAAUGUAUGUCUAGCAUAGAAUAUGUGUCUAUUCUGUUGGAUAAAAGAUAAUCAAAGCA